AUGUCUGCUCCCCAGAGAACAAUUCAACUCAGCACAAAAUCAAUGACUGCUCUCAACAAGGGGAAUUUAGAAAGAGAUCAACUGACAGCUGCUGCCACUGGAAACGUGAACUGGUUACAGCUCAGCAUAAAAAAUACUAACAAUCAAAUCAAAACAGACAGGCAUGGGUUCACAGCCAUACAUUUAGCAGCUCUCCAUGGUCAGCUUCAGUGCUUACGAUUGCUAGCUGAAGAUUACACAGUGAGUGUUAACUUGCCCAGCUAUUAUGGUUGGAGACCCCUCCAUCUGGUGUUAAGUCCAAAGAGCGGAUCUCGAGCCCUGGACUGUGUGCAGUAUCUUCUGCAACAAGGAGGUGAUGUCAAUGUAUAUAAUAAAAACAAUGUGACUCCCCUGCACCAGGCAGCCAGCGAAGGGCUCUACGACUGUCUUGUGGCAUUGGUGCAGGCUGGGGCAGAUGUCCAUGCAAAGGAUUCACAAGGAUAUGAACCUAUUGACUUGUGCAAGAUCUGGGGUCAUAGAUCAUGUGUUAGGUACCUUCGCAAUGCCAUGUGGAAGAAGAAUAAAAAUAACUUUGCACAUGAGUUAAAGAAAAUGGAAAAAAUAAAAUGUACGUUAGAGGAAGCUGAACAAAAUGAAAAUGUACAAAUUAAGAAAGAACUGGAGAGUCUUCAGCAUUUGCGAUUCUGUGAGUGGAUUGAUGAGAAAGGUUUGCCGGAAAGACUAAAAAAGGGUAUUUUUCAACCAGAAGUUUCAUCAAAGUCAAAACAAAAUAAGAACCACACUAUGAUGCCCAUAGAAAAUAAAAAAGGGACUUCAACGAAACCUAAAAGGAAACCUCCAAGAGAUGAUCUAAAGAAAACCACAAAAAUCUCUGGACAAGAAACUAAAAAAUCUCACCAGAAAAAGUCAUCUAAGACCUUAACCCAUAGUUGGAAUCCAUGUGUCAGCCUCUCUAUGCCACCCAACUCAGAAAUUUGUCGUACUUCCAUGGUAAGACUGGGCACUAAUUGUGAGGAGACAACCAUGCAUGACCUGAGCAAUUAUGUAUAUCUCUCCAAGGAUAAGAAUGGGCAUCUACAGAUAAAAACAAGAAUUGGUGAAGUCCUCACCGGUGUCCCCAACUUACCGUGCGAGGUCAUAAAGAGGUGCUUAUUCCCGAAUGCCAACUCCCAAGAGAGGAUACAAAAUCCCCAGGACUUUAAAGCCAAAUACGUAUUUGAUUUACCAAAAAAGAGGCCACCAUUAGAGCGCAAAAGGCCGGUGUCUGAUAUUGUUUUUCAUUUGCAUAGAACAAUUGACCUUAAGUAUGAUAAACCGAGACAAUGUUCACUGCCAAACAGCAGUAUAACAUGA
This is a messenger RNA of Bombina bombina (fire-bellied toad), 1353 nucleotides long. RefSeq names its product ankyrin repeat domain 53 (gene ANKRD53). Bases 1 to 1353 code for a protein of 450 amino acids. Gene Ontology annotation, molecular function: protein binding. Gene Ontology annotation, biological process: positive regulation of microtubule polymerization; regulation of mitotic cytokinesis; mitotic metaphase chromosome alignment. The record is from RefSeq and is a predicted model, not a curated record. The transcript is spliced from 6 exons. NCBI's taxonomy places the organism in Eukaryota, Metazoa, Chordata, Amphibia, Anura, Bombinatoridae. Gene Ontology annotation, cellular component: spindle pole.